This is a messenger RNA of Yarrowia lipolytica CLIB122, 897 nucleotides long. RefSeq lists its product as uncharacterized. The record is from RefSeq and is a predicted model, not a curated record. NCBI's taxonomy places the organism in Eukaryota, Fungi, Ascomycota, Dipodascomycetes, Dipodascales.
AUGCCCUCGGAGCUGGCGGGUCUUCUGGACGGAGUCAACAUACCUGCUGACAUGGCAGGGCUUCUGGGCGCCACCAACGUGGCUGGACUGGCCGGACUGCUCAACGCUGAAGAUAUGCAGCACGUCAGCGAGGCUCUCCAGUGGGCCGGAGACUCGGAACGAAUGUUCAACGACCCCCGAUACCAGUCGCUUCAGAGCAUUGUGCUGUCCCCCGAAUUCUCCACCAUGAACGAACAGGAGAUGCGAAGCGUCAAUCAGGCCAUUGGGUCCAUCGCGGCCGAGUAUCACUCCAAUAACCCCGCCUGGCGCACCCGGAGCGACUGGGGGGACGACGACGACGAUAACGAUGACGACGAUACGCGAACCUUUAACCCCGCCAUGGUGGCCACCGGAGCCGGUAGCAGAACUACUGGUGCCUCCAGAAAUGAUGACGACGACGACGACGAUACGCGAACCUUUAACCCCACCGUGGUGGCCACCGCAACUGGUAGCAGCACUACUGGUUCCCCCAGAAGUGACGAUGACGACGACGACGAUGAUGAUGACGUCAACGAGAAGGCUAACUCUCAGAGUGUAGCCGUGAGCGGCCCCGGUAGUGCCCCUGCUGCCUCGGCCACUGGUGCUGCCUCUUCGGCUGGCCAGGCUGGUUCUACGGCCGCCUCUGCCGCCUCUUCUGCCGCCUCUGCCGCCUCUUCUGCCGCCUCUGCCGCCUCUUCUGCUGCCACCUCUGCCACUGCCGCAGUUGGUUCUGCCGCCGAUUCUGCUGCGGCCUCUGCCACCGCCGCAGUUGGUUCUGCCACCGAUUCUGCUGCGGCCUCUGCUACCGGCAAUGUUGGUGUUUCCAAUGGCGUUCCCAUGGCCGGUGCCGCCAUUGUUUUUGUUGCUGCUCUUCUUUAG